This is a messenger RNA of Folsomia candida, 657 nucleotides long. RefSeq names its product zinc finger protein 26-like. Gene Ontology annotation, biological process: regulation of transcription by RNA polymerase II. Gene Ontology annotation, molecular function: DNA-binding transcription factor activity; RNA polymerase II cis-regulatory region sequence-specific DNA binding. The record is from RefSeq and is a predicted model, not a curated record. The transcript is spliced from 3 exons. The coding region runs from base 1 to 657 and encodes 218 amino acids. Lineage: Eukaryota; Metazoa; Arthropoda; Collembola; Entomobryomorpha; Isotomidae.
AUGCCCGGAAGUAAGCGGAAAUGCCCUCAGUGUUCAAAACUCUGCGGCACUAAAAGUGAUUUGAACGCUCAUGUCACGCACGACCCCAACGCGAAAGUGAAAUGCAAGAUUUGCGGGAAGAUGUCCAAGAAUCGGAUCGUUUUAUCUGACCACAUGAGACUGCUCCACACCAACCGGAAACGACCCGGCUGCGACAUUUGUCACCGGGUGUUUUCCUCAUCCGCCUACUUGCGGGGGCAUAUCGACAUCGUCCAUACCACGAACGCACGACCAAAGGCGACACACCUUGAAAAAUCUGCACGGAAGAUUUUCAACUACCACAUUUGUCCCGAAACGUUCGUUGCAAAACCCAACUUGCAAAAUCAUAUCGAGACUUGUCAUGAAGAUCAGAAGAAUUAUCGUUGCCCCGUUUGCGACAGGAAAUUUGGACUACCAUCAAAUUUGAAACGGCACGUGAAGGCGAGACACGCCGUGAAUAAGGACAAGAUUCAUGCCUGUGCCCAGUGUGAAUACAAAAGCCACGUGAAGGCUAACUUAGCUGAACAUGUGAGACGUCACGAUAUUGCGAAUGGUCCAGAGUGCUACUUCUGUCAGAAGAAAUUUCCACGCUAUUCCGAAUUGGUGAACCACUUUCGACGACAUACUCUAGAAAUGUAA